Prunus avium (sweet cherry) is the source of this 785-nucleotide messenger RNA. It is a transcript of the gene CASP5, whose product is annotated as casparian strip membrane protein 1. Lineage: Eukaryota; Viridiplantae; Streptophyta; Magnoliopsida; Rosales; Rosaceae. The record is from RefSeq and is a predicted model, not a curated record.
CCAGUCACUAAAUUUAAUUUACAGUGAAACAUGAAGGCAGGAGGAGCUAUUGAGCUUGGUGAGUCCAAAAGCACUUCAAGCACCCCAAAAAUUGGAGGGGUGAACAGAGGGGCAUCCAUACUAGACUUCAUUCUCAGGAUCAUUGCUUUUCUUGGUACCUUAGUAAGUGCAAUAGCCAUGGGAACCACUAGGGAAAGGCUUCCCUUCUUCACUCAGUUCCUUCAGUUCAGGGCCGAGUACGAUGAUCUUCCAACAUUCACGUUUUUCGUGGUUGCCAAUUCCGUCGUGUGUGCAUAUCUGGUGUUUUCUCUAGCCCUUUCCAUCUUCCACAUCGUACGAAGCAACGCCAAAAGGAGCAGAAUUAUCUUGAUCUUCUUCGACACGGCAAUGUUGGCUCUUCUGACGGCAGGUGCCUCUGCAGCAGCAGCUAUUGUAUACUUGGCACACAAGGGAAAUGCCAAGGCAAAUUGGUUUGCCAUCUGCCAGCAAUUCAACUCCUUCUGCGAGCGCAUCUCUGGCUCCUUAAUUGGAUCUUUUGUAGGAGUUGUUGUUUUUAUACUCUUAAUCUUGCUCUCAGCUGCAGCCCUCUCACGACGCUGAGUGUCAGUCUCAUGCAUUCUAAACGAUGCACCUAUAUAUAUGUGUUGAUUAUAGUGCAUCAGUAUGUCAGUUCUGUGUGUAUUUGCAAGGGACAGAUUGAAACGAAUGUCGUAUUAAUGUAUUUCAUUUCCUUUCCUUGCUCAAUAUUGUAACUCAAUUUGGCUGUCAAUUCUAUUUGCUGUAAC